Messenger RNA from Rubroshorea leprosula, 660 nucleotides. The record is from the annotation of a GenBank genome assembly. NCBI's taxonomy places the organism in Eukaryota, Viridiplantae, Streptophyta, Magnoliopsida, Malvales, Dipterocarpaceae.
ACAAUCCAUAAUCCACAAUCCACAAUCCACAAUCUACAAUCCACAAUCAUAAUCCACAAUCAUAAUUCACAAUACACAAUCUACAAUUCACAAUCCAUAGAUCCCGAAUGUUAGAUGAGUGGCAUGAGGAGAAAAAGGUGAAACUAGCAGCGGUGGAAUUUACUGAUUACGCUGUAGUGUGGUGGGAUCAGCUUGUGCUUAGUCGACGUAGAAAUCGAGAGCGUCCUGUUGACACUUGGGAAGAGAUGAAGGCUGUGAUGAGAAAACGGUUUGUUCCUAGUCACUACUACCGCGAUCUCUAUCAACGACUACAGGGCCUUACUCAAGGGUCCAGAAGCGUUGAGGAUUAUCACAAGGAGAUGGAAAUCGCAAUGGUUAGAGCGAAUGUCGAAGAGGAUAGAGAAGCAACAAUGGCCAUGUUUCGUUUUAAAGGCUGUUUUCCAUUCAUCUCCUUUCUUCAUCCUAAUCUGAUGAUAUCCACUAACCUGAUUUAGCUUUCCUGAGUUUAAAAAUCCCUUGUCGUGCUGUGGGUCUCAUUGUUCUCUUUGGGGUUCUCAUCACCGAAUCUAUCACAAUACCAACAACUCAGCCCUCACAAGAGUUAAUCAUACAGCCAAGACAACAAAGAAACCGUUCCAAAAAUAACCAUUUUAAUAAUAU